AUGAAGCUCUCUAUCUUCGUUCCUCUGGCUACAUUCCUUGCCUUCUUCGCCGUUGCCGAGAAGGUAGAUGAUAGCCCCAGUGUUUGCCUUAACCGAUGCCUUAAUGAGGCCGCCGGAGUGGCUGGUUGCACGUCACAGUUCGAUAGUGUCUGUACCUGCCCCAGUGUACCCUUCAAAAAUACGCUUGCUCUUUGUAUCAAGGAUGCCUGUGAGCCGGCAGACUUGGAAGAGGCGAAAAAAUUACACCAGGAACGUUGUGGAGAUGAUGCAGAUGCCUAA
Messenger RNA from Penicillium odoratum, 279 nucleotides. RefSeq lists its product as uncharacterized. The transcript is spliced from 3 exons. Lineage: Eukaryota; Fungi; Ascomycota; Eurotiomycetes; Eurotiales; Aspergillaceae. Bases 1 to 279 code for a protein of 92 amino acids. The record is from RefSeq and is a predicted model, not a curated record.